Sinocyclocheilus rhinocerous is the source of this 2191-nucleotide messenger RNA. Its product is annotated as neuromedin-K receptor-like. The transcript has 5 exons. The coding region runs from base 111 to 1247 and encodes 378 amino acids. Gene Ontology annotation, molecular function: tachykinin receptor activity. The record is from RefSeq and is a predicted model, not a curated record. Gene Ontology annotation, cellular component: plasma membrane; sperm midpiece. Lineage: Eukaryota; Metazoa; Chordata; Actinopteri; Cypriniformes; Cyprinidae. Gene Ontology annotation, biological process: G protein-coupled receptor signaling pathway; positive regulation of flagellated sperm motility.
GAGGAUGCGCACGAGGACGUGCCAGAUCUAUACUUGACACUAUAGAAGCAUAAAUAUAUGUAUCAGAUCAAAUCCUAGCUGUUUAAGAAGGAUAUCACAGUAAGUUGAUAAUGGCUGGUCCUCAGAGCGGCUCAAACGUAACGCGUAAUUUCACAAAUCAAUUCGUGCAGCCGCCGUGGCGCGUCGCGAUCUGGUCGGUCGCGUACAGCUCCGUGCUGGCGGUCGCUGUGUUCGGUAACCUCAUCGUUAUUUGGAUCAUUUUGGCUCAUAAACGGAUGCGCACCGUGACCAACUAUUUCUUGCUCAACUUGGCGUUCUCCGACGCCUCGAUGGCCGCCUUCAACACGCUCAUCAACUUCAUUUACGCCACGCACGGAGAGUGGUACUUUGGAGAGGUUUACUGCAAGUUCCACAACUUCUUUCCCGUGACCGCUGUGUUUGCCAGCAUUUACUCCAUGACAGCGAUUGCAGUCGACAGGUACAUGGCCAUAAUUCACCCUCUAAAGCCUCGUCUGUCAGCUACCGCUACUAAAGUGGUGAUUGUCUGUAUUUGGGCCCUGGCUGUGAUUUUGGCCUUCCCGCUGUGUUUCUACUCGACCACGAGAACUAUGCCUCGCAGAACCAUCUGCUACGUCGCCUGGCCGAGACCUUCUGAGGAUUCGUUCAUGUAUCAUAUCAUAGUAACGGUGCUGGUGUACAUGCUGCCCCUAGUGGUCAUGGGUAUCACCUACACUAUAGUCGGGGUGACACUUUGGGGAGGAGAGAUUCCUGGAGAUUCGUCGGACAGUUAUGUUGGACAGUUACAUGCCAAAAGGAAGGUGGUGAAGAUGAUGAUCGUGGUGGUGGUGACCUUUGCCCUCUGCUGGUUGCCCUAUCACGUCUAUUUCAUUGUGACGGGUCUAAACAAGCGUCUGAACAAGUGGAAGUCCAUCCAGCAGGUCUAUCUGUCUGUGUUGUGGCUGGCCAUGAGCUCCACCAUGUACAACCCCAUCAUUUACUGCUGUCUGAAUGGCAGGUUUAGGGCCGGUUUCAAACGGGCCUUCAGGUGGUGUCCCUUCAUCCAUGUGUCCAGCUACGAUGAACUCGAGCUCCGUCCCACCCGUCUCCACCCACACAACCAGAGCAGCAUGUGCACCCUGUCCCGCAUCGACACCAGCAUCCACGGCGACGACCCGCGCCAAAGCAACCGCAAGAGCACCAAGUCCCAGUGUCAGGUGGAGGUCAAAGAUGAAAGCAGCAGCUACUAAACUCUGCCUUCACAGAGAGCCCACGUUUGCAACCGAGCAGCUCAGCUGAAGGGCCCCACGUGCAUCAGAUCGUGGUUCUGUUAUAGGUGCUCUGUCAUAGACAUACUUUAAAUAACACAAAGCGAAUCCAUCCACAGGUGUUAUAUAAAUGAGAUACUGUACACUUCAGGGUGUGCAUUGAGACUAAAUGCACUCAAACCUGCAGCAUGAUGAGGUAAUACUGCCUCCAAGUGGAGAACUUUGAGUGUUUUCAGUGUAGUCUAGCAUACUACUCAAUGCAUGCUGCCUAGUGUAUACUGCAUACUGCCUUCUAUGCUUCUUUAAAUAGAACACAACAUAGUACACAUUAUGCAAUGACAAACAUUUAAAACAUGAAAACAUAGCAUGCUACACUACAGAUGCAUGACCUCAUCAUGUUGCAUGAUUAUCUAGGAAAAUACAUUUGGCACAUUUGAUUCAGUUUUGUUUACAAAAAAUGGUUAAAGUCUGUCAGAUGAUGCUAAAAUGAUGCUAAAAUCUGAUUCAUUCAUUUCAAUAGAAUUGGACUGUCAAAUCAAAGUCAAGUGUGUCCUGCACAUUUUGACAGCCGUUUAUCUUUGUACAUGCACAGACCAUGUGCAUUCUGUGCAUUUUGAACAUAUCCAGCACUUCUCCUGCGUGAAAGUGUAUUUCAGUUUGAUUUUUUUGUAAGGGAGAUUGACUUCAAAAGUUUAAUUGAAUGUAAAUCUUACUGUAAUAAUACAUCUGAGCCAACAAACGUAUAGGCAGAUUUUAAACGUGUGCUGUGAGAUGAAUCAAUCAAAAGGAAAUGAGUCUACAUGAUUUUAAAUAAUGUACUGAGUGACAGAAAUAAUGGGCUUUAUUUGAAUUCCGUAAAACCAUUCUCACAUACAUUGGUGCACAAAGCUCUGUCUGUUUUGUAAAUAAGGUCUAAUGAAUGUAUA